AUGCUGGCAACCGUCGUGGCCACCUUCUUGCUGCUGUUGGCGCUCAACGCGGCCUCAGGCGCAGCCGACUACCAGAGAUUUACCGUACGAGUAGUGUGGCCCGGUGGCACCAACUGCUCCGCCCCCUUGAGCGCUGCCUGCAAUGAUACUGGUUGGGCGGCCUCGGACCCGAGCCAGGGAGGCGGUGACUGGAGCGGCGGCUCCAAGUCUUUCUCCAACCCACUUCCGGCCAACAUGCGAAUCGGCUGGGUGGAGGUCGAUCUCUAUGGUCGCUUUGAAUGCUCGCCAAAUGAAACACACACGGCGUUCGAUGUGCAGGUGCAAAAAGAGGCGAUUGCCUCCCUUGAGUUCCAAGCCAAUGCGAGCAAGUGUCAGGGGUGCCGGAACUGCGGAUAUCUGCAUAAGGCCACCUCUCGACAUUAUGGGACUGCUGGUCUGCCGGAUUACGAUUACGGCCCCCAGGCACCCAACAUCCUCUCGCUUCAGCUGCACUCUGGCCUGCUCGUGCUCAACGCGGCAGACAUCCACAUCUAUGCCAAGGACUCGACCGGAGGCUCGAAUAUUGACAUGAGCCGGUGGGAGUUCAUCGCUAUUCUAAUAUCUGCGUUAAUCGGCGUUGUCAUUCUGGUGUCGACCAUCUGCUUCGGCAUCAUUCUAUUCCUCAAGUCGCGCGGAAGGCUUCGGCGGAGUCGAUACACCGAGAUCCCCGGUAAAGCGGCGCGUGGGAGCAAGGGCGAAGGGACAAGCGGACGAGACAGCACCUACGACGACGACGAUGACGGUGAUUGCGAGUCCAAGCCACCGACCCGUGACACGAUCAACAACCUUACCGGGUCGGACGAGCUGCUGGUAACCACGGAGAACACUGCCUUGCUAUCUAACACGCCUACGGGCAACCUGGGCAAUCCGGCCAAAGCCAAGGAAGUCCUCGGCGCCGAGCGUGGCCACCACCACGGACGGCCACGCAAGCGGAGCGCCGCUGGACAGAACUGGAAGAAGCAGAUCCAAGUAACUGAAAUCAAGAUUCUCGGUCGUAUCGGCCGAGGCAGCUAUGGUGAUGUCUUCAAGGGAGUGUGGCAGGGGACGGUGGUAGCGGUAAAGAAGCUUCCUGGCUACUUCAUCGAGCUCAGAGAAGAGGAAUCCGCUGCGUUCCUAGACAACUUCCAGAAGGAGGCCUCCAUUAUGAAAUCGUUGCAUCACCCCAACAUUUUACAACUUCUGUCAACGUACAUGGAGCCUCCCGAUUUGUGUCUCGUUAUGGAGUACAUGCCCAAGGGGUCCCUCUACAAGAUACUGCACGACCAGACAGUGCAAUUGGACUGGCCCAUCGUCCGUAAGAUCUUGCUCGAUGCUGCGAAGGGCAUGGCCUACCUUCACGGCUGCGAGCCUGUUGUGAUCCAUCGGGAUCUCAAAUCGCACAACCUGCUGAUCGACAAUAACUGGACAUGCAAGGUGUGCGACUUUGGCUUGUCUAAGAUAUUGACCGAUCGACCCACAACCUCGCAGAUGACCUCCUGCGGCACUCCCUCAUGGACCGCGCCGGAAGUGCUCCGAAACGACCGCUACACCGAGAAGGCUGACGUCUUCGGCUUUGGCGUAGUUGUCUGGGAGUGUGUCACGCGUCAGGACCCUCACCCCGGCAUGCCCCCGUUUCAGGCCAUGCAUGUGCUCACGCCUUCGUCGCUCUUUGUGGUUCAGGUGGUGCUCGAAGUGGGUUCGAAGCAUCUUCGACCCGAGAUCCCGAGCACUGCGCCAACGCCGCUGCAGGACCUCAUGCGGAGCUGUUGGUCGGAGGACCCCGCCCAGCGCCCGUCGUUUCAGGAGAUCGUGCGCCUCCUGAUAUCGAUGAAGGUGCACGCGCUCUAUCCUCCGGCUGCAGCCGGCGACGGCGUGGAGGCCGACAUCGUACGGGAGGGCAGUGAAGACGAACAACACCACCAUCAACGUUCCGUUACCGACGACGGGACUGGAGAAGAUGAGGGGCCUGUUCGUCCAGUCAUGCUGUACAGCCCGAGCGCCGAACUGCGCGCACCGCACGAGGAGGCGAUCUCGUCUUCGUCGUGA
Acanthamoeba castellanii str. Neff is the source of this 2064-nucleotide messenger RNA. RefSeq names its product protein kinase, putative. Gene Ontology annotation, biological process: protein phosphorylation. Bases 1 to 2064 code for a protein of 687 amino acids. Gene Ontology annotation, molecular function: ATP binding; protein kinase activity. The transcript has 12 exons. The record is from RefSeq and is a predicted model, not a curated record. Lineage: Eukaryota; Discosea; Longamoebia; Acanthamoebidae.